AUGCCGGGCUUUCUUCCUGAACCGUUGAGGAUGUUGGUGACAAGCCCAGCGAUCUUGGACUUCACCCCGGAUGGCCCUCUCCCAUAUGCAUUGCGGCAGAAGUUUACUGGAAAGCCGCCACCUGUGACUCCUGAUCUCUCCUUGGCUUCUCGAACCGUGCUGGUGACGGGAGCGACGUCCGGGGUCGGUCUCGAGGCAGCACGUCAGCUUGCGCAGCUGGGCCCACGCCUUCUGAUCCUUGGGGCGAGAAAUAUGAGCAAGGCCGAACAGAUUAAGAGUGAGCUCGAAAGGAAUACGCCUCAUCUUACCGUACAGGCGGCUGAGUUAGACCUGGAAAGCCUUUCGUCUGUCGACUGUUUUGUGGACGAGCUGAGCGCCAACUCGAUCCGGCUGGAUUUGGCACUUCUCAAUGCAGGGUUUUUUGCUCACGAUGACCGGAUUACCAAAGAUGGAUACAGCCCACUGUUCCAGGUGAAUUUUCUCAGUACCGCAUAUCUCGCAUUGAGGCUGCUUCCUCUGCUUCAUACAAUGGCUCCACCUCCUCCUACUAGUACUGUCUGCCAGGGGCCAACCCCGCCGGGCCCACGUCUGGUGUUGGUAACCUCCGAGGCGCAUGCUUGGACAACGUUUCCUCAUGUGCCCGGACCCACGGACAAUCGUACUCUGCCUAUAUUGUCCGUCUUCCGAGACAAGAACACGCUUGGCAGUGCAGACGACCAAUACGCCCGCGCCAAGCUGCUUCUUGCGCUGUUUGGGAAGGAAUUGUCCCGGAGAUUGACCGCGGCGGAGAACGACACGACGGUGGUCAUCACCACUCCAGGGUUCUGUGCCUCGAACUUCUUCCCAGAUGGGAUGAUGACCCGGCUGAUUCAGUUCACCUCCGCUCGCUCGGCCCAACAGGGAGGAGCGUUGCAUGUCUUCGCUGCCACAGCACAAGGACCCGAGAUACAUGGGGCCUAUUUACGUGAUGGAAAGCCCACUCGACUAUCGAAGUUUGCGCAAAGUCCGCAAGGCCAGACCCUGCAACAACGGCUAUGGGGCGAGAUGGAAGAGUUCCUCAUACAGCGAGGAAGUUCGCCCUUGGAAAUUCGACCUUCGUCUGCGAGCCCACAAAGGCCAAUGUAG
Aspergillus pseudoviridinutans is the source of this 1125-nucleotide messenger RNA. RefSeq lists its product as uncharacterized. The coding region runs from base 1 to 1125 and encodes 374 amino acids. The record is from RefSeq and is a predicted model, not a curated record. Lineage: Eukaryota; Fungi; Ascomycota; Eurotiomycetes; Eurotiales; Aspergillaceae. The transcript has 2 exons.